This is a messenger RNA of Aegilops tauschii subsp. strangulata, 1921 nucleotides long. The record is from RefSeq and is a predicted model, not a curated record. NCBI's taxonomy places the organism in Eukaryota, Viridiplantae, Streptophyta, Magnoliopsida, Poales, Poaceae.
AUGCAGGACAUUUGGUGUCAUAUUCAUUCCCUAAUGACGCUACGAGAUGCUGCCCGUGCUGCCUGCGUAUCUCAUGCCUUUCAAAAUUCUUGGAAAUGCUAUCCCAACCUCAUAUUUAAUACUCGAACAGUAGUGUUGCGGGAUGGCAUGGAUUUCGCCUGCAGAGUUGAUCACAUUUUGAAAAAACACUCAGGCAUUGGCGUGAAGACAUUCGAGCUUAAUUUCCCCUUUUUCUACAAGUCCGAUGCCUAUAAAUAUCUCCACAGGUGGCUUGAGAUAGUGGUUAAACCUGGCAUUGAGAAACUUACCCUUGCGAUUCCUGAGAUAGAGGAAGUCAACUUCCCAUGCCAAGUUCUAUCUGAUGCGAAUGUAAGCUCGAUGUGGUAUCUGAACCUUGCUUACUGUGCCUUCCGUCCUACAGUCAGACUUGGUUGCUUGAGAAGCCUGACAGUGCUGUUUCUUGAUUGUGUGCGAAUUACGGGGGACGAGUUAGGGUACAUUGUUUCCAGCUGUGUUGCUUUGGAGCAUUUGGAACUCAGGGAAUGCUCCGAGAUAACUUACUUGAAGAUACCUUCCCAGCUGCAGCGGCUCAGUUCCGUGCAUGUGUUAGAAUGCCACAAACUGCGAACGAUAAAGAUCGAAGCUCCAAAUAUUUGUAGGUUUCACUUUACAACAUUUCACCAUGUACAGUUCUCACUUGGAGAAUCAUUGCAACUGAAGAACCUAGAGAUGCUCUGUUGCCGCCUCCUCUAUUAUGCACUUGAAGAGCUACCAUCCAUUGCGCCGAAUCUUGAAACUUUUAGCAUAUUUUCAUUCCAUGAGGUGGUAAAUACAACAAUGGCAUUGGCGCCUAGCAAGUUCCUUCACCUGAAGUACCUGAGUAUUAGUAUUCGUGGAGACUAUGAUUAUUUUUCUCUGAUUUCUUUUCUUGAUGCCGCUCCCUCCUUGGAGACGUUCACACUGAAUGUACUGAUACAGCAAAAAUGCAUUGAUGAAUUGCUUUCUAAAGAUCCGACGCAUCUAAGGAAGUUGCCAGGAUACCGGCUUGACAAGCUCAAGACAGUGAAGAUCUCGCGGUUCUGCUCUUCAAAGAGCUUGGUUGAGCUGACGUGCCAUAUUCUUGAAAACUCAGCAUCACUGGAGCGUCUUGCACUGGACACCACUGGUGGUGGUCUCCGGUGUUCUGACCGCAGGUCCCGUAAAUGCUCCUUCUUGCAUAGAUCCAUGGAUGCCCAUACAGCGGUCUUGGUAAUCGGAAAAUACAUCGUGGGAAAAGUUCGCCCUAGAGUUAAGCUAGAUGUUGUGGAGCCUUGCAUCUGGUGCCAUACCCUUGACCCAUAGGCGCAUAGCAUAGUUGUCAAUGUGCAAACGGGUACUACAUCUAGAAGUUUUGGGAGGAUUGAAUGUUGUCCUUUUUAUGUUUUUGGUGAAACUCGUGAGGGGACAUAUUAGCUUGACUUCUCGUUACUUCUUUGCUUUGUGUUGAGGGACGUUGCUUCCACGUCCGUAUACAGGGUUGUAGAAUAAUCCCGAAUCCUGCGUUUGAUUUUUCAUUUAGCAUGUCGUUCUAAAAUCCCGCAUGUCAGUGAAUUCCAGACGCGGCACUUGCAGUGAAAAUGAAUGGAAUCGUUGCCCUUUGGCUGAACUCCGUGAAGUGAACACAGAGGAUGCAGCACAGGUUCGGUUAUUGUUGCCGUUCCUGGGGGAUCCAACUUCAUUCUUCAGCUCUUCCUGCAGCUAACAAAAAUAAAAAAUCUUCUUCACUGUGGCACUCUGAACUUGCUCCUUGACACGAAGCUGUAGCUCAUCUUGCAUGGGAGUCGUAGUGUCAUUGGAACAGAUAGUCCUGGUAUUCUGUUUAGAACUCCUGCUGUCACGUCACAAAGACAGUUAAAUGACAAAGUUUAUAUGGUCGAGUUGG